CUCACCCGGAAGGAGAAGCCGGGACUCUCACUAUAUGGUGGGGCGCUGGCCGUGUCGCUGUGGGGAGUGGGCGCUGCUCUCAGAUGUUUUCUUCCAAUGGGCUUUUGGUGUAGGAUGUUGGAGAACCAAGAGCAGGAGGAGGUGAUCACUGUGCGUGUUCAGGACCCCCGCGUGCAGAAUGAGGGCUCCUGGAAUUCUUAUGUGGAUUAUAAGAUAUUCCUUCAUACCAACAGCAAGGCCUUUACCGCCAAGACGUCCUGUGUGCGCCGCCGCUACCGGGAGUUUGUGUGGCUGAGAAAGCAGCUCCAGAGAAAUGCGGGUUUAGUGCCUGUACCUGAACUUCCUGGCAAGUCACCCUUCUUUGGCAGCUCAGAUGAGUUCAUUGAGAAGCGACGACAAGGUCUACAGCACUUCCUUGAAAAGGUCCUGCAGAGCGUGGUCCUCCUGUCAGACAGCCAGUUACACCUCUUCCUGCAAAGCCAGCUCUCAGUGCCCGAGAUAGAAGCCUGCGUGCAGGGCCGGAGCUCCGUGUCCGUUUCUGACGCCAUUCUGCGCUACGCUAUGUCCAACUGUGGCUGGGCCCAGGAAGAGAGACGGGGUUCCUCUCACCUGGCUGAAGGAGACCAGCCCAAGAGUUGUUGCUUUCUCCCAAGACCCGGCCGGAGGAGCUCUCCCUCACCGCCUCCCGGGGAAGAAAAGGAUCAGUUCGAGGUGUGGGCUCCUGUGGUUGACUCUGAGGCUCCUCCCUUGGAGAGCCCCACUCUCCCACCCACCUCCUCUCCAUCAUGCUGUGGUUUUACAAGACCUGAUGAGGGAAUCUCUGCUUCUCAGCCUGUGAGGAGAGUCCUGGGAGGGGACCAUGCUGUGCCUUUGGACCCUGGUCAGUUGGAAACAGUUUUGGAAAAGUGAGCUCUCCUUGGAGCUCUGGGUUUUGCUCGGAGGUGGAUGAAGGCGAUGCAGGCAGGGAGACUUGCUCAGGCGGGGUUAGGCACAGGCUGGUGGUGGGAGGCUGGUCCGCUUCCUGUUUUACCAUGGCCUCUGCUCAAGUUGGUUCUGUGGAGAUUGGUCAUAACUCCUCAGCCUUCUUCGAUAGGGAUAAGACACUGUGCAGGUGUUUAAGUUAAGCACAAGACCCAGGAGUUGUUGGUUCUGAGCCAAACCCCGAAUUUACUCUCCUGGAAGCUGAAUUUCUUUAGAUGUUUGUUAAUGGGUCCAGGAGCACUGUCUCAGGUGGCUGGUUGGGGACCUGUAGGUGGCAGAUUUCAAUCUACCUUAUCAGAGACUGCUGCAGCAGAAAUGCUUGUGUUUCUGUUGUGUCAUUGUGUUCCAGCUGGCUAUGUUUUUGCUGAAGUCCCUGGAGCACUGGUUUCUGGGAGGCUGGCCUCUUGCUACCUCCUUGCAUGGACAGGGAGGUGAAUAUUUUUUCUCCCACCUCCUUGCUUUUCCUCCACUCAUAAUCACUGAAUGGAACGGUGCUGUGACUCCUGACAUUGGGGUUUCCUGCGCAUCCCAGGACCUUGGCCUGGCUGUAUGGGGCCUGAGACCUGUGAAAUAGCUUGUGGCUAUCCACAAAAGAGAAAGGUUUGGCCACAGCCAAAGGACAGGGAAUGAUCCCGGGGGCUUUGUUUUGGAAAAGAUACCCUGGACUGUCCCUGCCUCUCUGGUUAUAAAGCCGAGAUGGACUGUCUUCUCUGCAGGGUUAGCUGAGCUCCUUUCUUGUUUGAAUCCUUUUCUUCUCCCUUAGUAACAGCUCCCUUUCCCCAGGGCUUCAGCCACCACGUGUCCCUCUGCUGUGUUGCGGGAGGCCGUCUGUUCAGUCCAGUGGGGUGUGGGGGCUUUGUUUCUGCCUGGAGAGAGGGCUCUGGGGAUGGAGAUGAGAAACAACACGCCUUCCUUCAGACAAUGAGGCGUCCUGCCCUCCUGCUGCAGUAAUUCUCUCCUCUGAGAGCUGGAGCUGGAGGAGACGAGUGUCGCUGGCGUUCUGCUUAUCUGCCCUGGCGUCUGUGUGUGGUUCUUCUCCAUCUCACCUGCCCCUCCCUCCCCUGGCCCCCGCACCCGGUCCGUGGGCUCUUCUACUACUCGCCUAUGCUGUGGGACUGUCAUGGCAUUUAGUUCAGAGGCUUUGGCCUGAAAUAAAAUUCAAGUAUUUAAGACUGUUGCUGCAGUUGGUGUCUAACAAGCUGUAGCAGUGGAGGAGGCAUUGAGGGCUGGCGGUAGUCACUUUCAUAAAUCAUGAAUUUAUCAGCGUGGAAAUAAUGGUUCAGAACUGAGCUCGGCAGCUUUCCUGCGUUGUGUGUGCAGCUCAA
Molecule: messenger RNA, 2306 nt
Organism: Budorcas taxicolor (takin)
Lineage: Eukaryota; Metazoa; Chordata; Mammalia; Artiodactyla; Bovidae
Gene: SNX11
Product: sorting nexin 11
Exons: 7
Coding region: 97-909 (270 amino acids)
Biological process (GO): intracellular protein transport
Molecular function (GO): phosphatidylinositol binding
Source: RefSeq, a predicted model, not a curated record